This is a messenger RNA of Cuscuta epithymum, 1663 nucleotides long. Lineage: Eukaryota; Viridiplantae; Streptophyta; Magnoliopsida; Solanales; Convolvulaceae. The record is from the annotation of a GenBank genome assembly.
UCUCGAUCAAUUGAGAUGAACUCAAUUUUCUACUUGUUGUAUUCCUAAUUUUAACAUGGUAUCAGAGCCGAAAUCCUGGAAAUAGAGUAUAUCUUUUAGCCACCUUCUUCAUCUUCUUGAGAGUAUUAGAAAUUACACAUACAUAUAUCCUUCUUUCUAAGCCAUGGUUGAUGAUGGUAAAACCGUUGAUACCGGACAUGAACCCGCCGGCAUCGUCAUAGAUUCUAUGUCACCUUAUUUUAUUCAAUCCGGAGAUAAGCCCGGAUAUGUCUAUGUUACCACUCCUCUUCGCGACGGGAAUUACGGUGAUUGGCUCGAUGAAAUGAGCAAUGCCCUCUAUGCGAAGAACAAGUUUGGUUUUGUAAAUGGAGAUAUUCCAAUGCCUAAACCGGAUUCACCAUACCUUCCAUAUUGGCAACGUGCAAAUGCCGUGGUUAAGGCUUGGUUAAACGGUAGCAAGGAGAUUGAGCUUCGCCAAAGCGUCAAGUUCAAAACCGCACGUGAAAUUUGGACUGACUUGGAGGAACGUUUUGGAAAGGAGAGUGCUCCACGAGCCUAUGAACUUCGUUGCUCGCUCAGUGCCGUUAGGCAAGACAAUCAGUCUGUCUCUGCCUACUUUAGUCGAUUGCGCCGAAUUUGGGACGAAAUGGCUUCUAUCAACACCGGCCCAAAUUGUGAUUGUGGAAAGUGUUCUUGUAAUAUUUCUAAGCAGAUCAACGAGUCCAGGGAUAGGGAUCGACUUUAUGAUUUCCUAAUGGGUCUAGAUGAUAUCUACGGACAACUGAAGACCCAAAUUCUAGCUACAAGGCUGAUUCCCACACUCACCGCCGCAUAUCAUCUUAUCUCGGAAAGUGAACAACAUCGGUCUAUUGCAUCCGCUCGCAAACCAAGUGUUGAUGGCAUAGCAUUUCAAGUCCAGGCCAAAGGAGAAAUUGACUUGAACCGACGUCAAAAUUUGAGAGGAACUCGUUCUUGCUCACACUGUGGGAAGACAAACCACACGUAUGAGCAUUGUUUUGAGUUAAAUGGUUACCCACCUAAUUGGAGCAUUAAAUUAAAAGGCAACAAACAAGGAGAGGGGCGGCAGCAGGAUAUCCGUGGAAAUAAAGAGCAACCAAGCUUCCAGUUACGUGGCAGUAACCAAAUACAUGCGCGACCACGUUUCACAAAUUUUGAGCGUGGCAAUCUGAGGCAAACAAGAGCAGCUCAUGUUGAUUAUGCCAUACCACCUGGACUCUCGGCUGAACAAUUGGAGCAGAUUGCUCAUUAUAUAAAAACUGAAAUUAUUGAAAAACCUUUCUCAUCUAGUGCCCAAGCAAAUAUGGCAGGACUUACCCUCGAAGAAGCUGAUUGGAGUGGGUAAAUUUCGUGAUGGCCUUUAUUAUCUGGAUCCUCCAAAGAGUGUAGGGGUGGCAAUGUCAGUUUCUCUUGAUUUUGAACUAUGGCACCGGCGCUUAGGACAUGCCUCAGAUGCGAAGCUACAUCAUAUCUCUACUCUUCAGGGACUCCAGAAAAUCAAGAAUAAUUUGUGUGACCCCUGUGUGCGAGCGAAACAGACUCGUCUUCCUUUUCCUACUAGUACAAAUAAAUCUACCCAUUGUUUCGAAUUAAUCCAUUGUGACAUAUGGGGAGGAUACAAAUGUGAUUCUAUUACCGGUGCACG